Fraxinus pennsylvanica is the source of this 1701-nucleotide messenger RNA. The record is from the annotation of a GenBank genome assembly. Lineage: Eukaryota; Viridiplantae; Streptophyta; Magnoliopsida; Lamiales; Oleaceae.
AUGCAUUCCACCACCACUUCACCGCCGCAACCGGCGGAAAUAUGUGACAAGAUAAUCCAGCUUCUGAGUCAGCUACUCCCGUCGACUCUCUCCGUAAUCUCCUUCACCUCCAGAUGGCAAAUCCUCCGGAGAAAACUUGCCUCCUUAAAAUCCCUCCUCUCUGAAAUCUCGUACUUCCCGCACUGGUCCGACAACCCUUUAAUCCAUUCUCUCCUCCCCAAUCUUCUCUCCACUGUUUAUCGUACGCAGACCCUUUGCCAUCAAUGUUGCGAUCCUUCGUUCAAUCCCGGAAAGCUCCUUAUGCAAUCCGACCUCGACAUGACCACUGAUUGGUUGUCCAAGCAAAUUAACGACCUCGACUUUCUACUACGUUCUGGGGUUCUCCAUCAAUCCACUGCUAUUGUUCUUCCCCAUCCUACUGCAAACUCCUCAAAGGACGACCUCUCUUUUUUCGUUAAAAAUCUUUUCAUCAGGCUCCAGAUCGGGAGCCUUGACUUCAAGCGGGAUGCAUUGGAUUCAUUGGUUCAGCUUCUUUCGGAUGACGAAAAGUCUGCAAGUGUUGUUGCGAAAGAAGGGAAUAUGAGGUUCUUGAUUCAGUUGCUGGAUUCUAAUUCUCAAGACUCUUUAAGAGAACUUGCUGUGCUUGCUGUGUCGAUGCUUGUUUCGAUGAGUGAUUUUUCGAGGAAAUGUGUGUUUGAGGAGGGGGCUUUGGGGCCAUUGUUGAGGAUCAUCGAGUGUAGCACUAUGCCUGCGAAGGAAAAAGCUGCAAUGGCGGUCGAAUUUAUCACUGCGGAUACUGAUAAUGCUUGGGCAAUUUCGGCCUAUGGGGGUGUGUCGAUUCUAUUAGAAUUGUGUAAAUCUGGAUCAGGGAUUGCUCAAUCACACUCAAUUGGUGCUAUUAAGAAUGUUUCUACUGUUGAAGAAAUUCGAAUUGCAUUAGCAGAAGAGGGAGCCAUUCCUGUUUUGGUACAGUUACUUGUCUUCGGAACCCCCUCCGCACAAGAAAAGGCCGCGAAUUGUAUUGCUAUAAUUGCUUUAUCGGGUAAGAAUUUUCGCGAUUUGUUGGUAAAAGAAAAGGCUUUGCAAAGCUUGCUACAAUUGCUUCAUGAAUCCUCAAAUUCAGAUACAUUAGAACAUGUUUUACGUGCUGUUUAUUCCUUAUCUGAAUCAGAUGUAAGCGACCAAAUUUUAUUAGGAUCGACCUCGUUUAUUGUAGAAAUCUCGGAGCUUAUAAAACAUGGUAACAUAAUGUUGCAACACAUUUCUGCUUCAUUGCUUUCUAAAUUGUCGAUAAGUGAUGAUAAUAAGAGAGCUAUAGGCGGGUGUAUGGGGUCUUUAGUGAAGUUGAUGGAGUCUGCAAAGCCCAAUGGGCUACAGGAAGUGGCAACAAAUGCUUUGGUGUCGUUGUUAUCAGUGAAAUUGAAUAGGAAAGAAUUAGUAAGGGAUGAGAAAUGUGUGAUGAGACUGAUGCUAAUGCUGGAUCCCAAGAAUGAGCUUGCUUCAAAGAAGUUUCCAGUGACAGUGGUGGCGGCGAUUAUGUCCGGAGGGAGUCAGAGUUGCCGGAAGACUCUCAUGGCUGCUGGAGCCUAUGGGCAUUUGCGGAUAUUGGCAGAAAUGGAGGUGGCCGGAGCUAAGAAGGCCUUACAGAGGCUCUCCGGGAAUAGACUGAAAAGUAUAUUAACGAGGACUUGGAGGGAGUAA